This is a messenger RNA of Notodromas monacha, 654 nucleotides long. Lineage: Eukaryota; Metazoa; Arthropoda; Ostracoda; Podocopida; Cyprididae. The record is from the annotation of a GenBank genome assembly.
AUGUCUUUGGGAAUCAAACAAUUGACUCCAGACCCAUGGACCGAUAUUACCGCUAAAUACCCAAUAAACUCUAAGCACACAGGAACCGUUCGCAAUUUCACCAAUUUUGGUGUAUUUGUUGAGUUGGAAGAAGGUGUUGACGGGUUGGUGUAUAUUUCCGACUUGUCAUGGACUCAAAAAAUUAAGCAUCCAUCUGAAUUCUGCACCGCUGGUGAUAAAUUGGAGGUUCAAGUGUUGGAAUUGGAUGUGGACAAUCGUCGUUUAAGCCUUGGCGUAAAACAAUUGGAAACCAAUCCAUGGGAUGUGUAUGAGCAAAAAUACGCCAUAGGAUCAGACCAUGAAGGUGUGGCCAUCGAAGUAUUUGAAAAAGGCGCCACCAUUCAAUUGGAGGAUGCUGAAAUCGAUGCUUUUGUUCCUGGUCGUCAUUUGGAUAAAGAAGAUGGAUCCAAAGUGGCCAAAGGCGAUAAAUUGAUGUUUAAAGUAAUAGAAUUUGGUAAGGAUCAAAAGCGUGUGGUAUUAUCGCAUACCGCAACGUUUAAAGAAGAAGAACAACGCCAAAUUAAAGCAGUUGCUGAAAAACAACAACAAACGUCUGAAAAAUCCACAUUGGGAGAUAUCGACGCUCUGUCCGAGCUUAAAAAGAAAAUGGAGGGC